AUGGCUUCAAUCUCAAACACCACAAGUUCUGUUAAACCAACAAAACCCAUAAAAAUAACCCUUGAUUUUCAUUUUCUUACUAAACCAAAGGUGUUACUACCAACCCCGCGGGAAUUGGUAGAGGCAGGAAAAGACAUAGAAUGUGUUUACUGGGAAUUGGUUGUGAAAGACAUACAUGAUACUUGCAAACUCUUGGAAUCAAUUUACAUUGAAUCAGAGGGUGUAGAUGGCUAUGUAUCUGUUGCAGUUUCUCCCAAGCUUGCAAAUGAUACCAAAGGGACAAUUGAAGCAGCAAAAUGGCUACAUAAAAUGGUUGCAUGUCCAAAUGUUUAUAUUAAAAUUCCUGCAAUUGAUGAAUCCAUUUCUUCAAUAAAGGAAGUUAUUUCGCUUGGAAUAAGUGUAAAUGUGACUCUCAUAUUCUCUCUCCCUAGAUAUGAAGCAGUUAUUAAUGCUUACUUGGAUGGUCUUGAGGCUUCUAGUAUGAAUGAUUUGUCUAACGUUUCAAGUGCAGCUGCUUUCUACAUCAGUAGAGUGGAUGUUGCAAUUGACAAGAAACUUGAGAAGAUUAUUAAUAAAACAAGUGGUCAUUCUUUGGUGCAUAAACAGAUUUCAACCAUACCACCAGACCCUGCUCUUAAAGCAUUCUUGGACCAUGGUAUUCUUUCAAGAACCAUUGAUGCAAAAGUAUCAGAGGCCGAAAGCAUUUACAAUGCAAUUGAGACGCUGGGGAUCGAUUGGAGUUGUGUUGGAUCACAUCUUGAGAACGAGGUGCUGGAUUCUUUCAAAAGAAGCUUUGAAAAUGUGAUUGAAUGCUUGGGAAAGAAGGCUAGAAUGCAAGUGGUAGAUGCCUAG
Vicia faba (fava bean) is the source of this 852-nucleotide messenger RNA. NCBI's taxonomy places the organism in Eukaryota, Viridiplantae, Streptophyta, Magnoliopsida, Fabales, Fabaceae. The record is from the annotation of a GenBank genome assembly.